This is a messenger RNA of Trichoderma aggressivum f. europaeum, 576 nucleotides long. RefSeq lists its product as uncharacterized. Gene Ontology annotation, cellular component: mitochondrial outer membrane. The transcript has 3 exons. Lineage: Eukaryota; Fungi; Ascomycota; Sordariomycetes; Hypocreales; Hypocreaceae. The record is from RefSeq and is a predicted model, not a curated record. The coding region runs from base 1 to 576 and encodes 191 amino acids.
AUGACCACCUACAUCCCCGCCAUCACAUUGCCUUCGGCCGUGUUCCAGAAUCCGGCUUCGUCGAUUCUCCUCCCCAUUGCGCUGGGCACCGCCGUUGGCUUCGGCACUCGACCUUCCAAGACGCAAAAGACAUAUCUUGCCUUGAAGCAGCCUCCUUUAAACCCCCCGCCAUGGGUGUUUGGACCCGUCUGGACAGUCCUUUAUGGACUCAUGGGAUAUGCCGCCUACCGUGCCACUAACAUCGGCCUCGCCCCGUUGUCUACGCCGCAGACCAUCCAGACAACAAAGCAUAGCAUGACCAUUUACACUGUUCAACUUGGCCUCAACCUCGUCUGGAUGCCACUCUUCUUUGUCGCCAAGCGCCCGGUUGAAGCUACCGUUGAUCUUGUUGCCCUGUUGGGACUCAACGGCUACCUGGCCUACCUAUGGGGAUCCGUGGACUCUGUUACGGGCUGGUGCCAGGCUCCUUACUUGGCAUGGCUGAGCUUUGCCACAUACUUGAGUUAUGGAGCGGGAUAUUUGAAUGAUUGGAACCUGGAAGACACAGAGACUGUUAGAGAGGAGGAGAAGCUGUAA